This is a messenger RNA of Paracoccidioides brasiliensis Pb18, 393 nucleotides long. RefSeq lists its product as uncharacterized. Bases 1 to 393 code for a protein of 130 amino acids. The transcript is spliced from 2 exons. The record is from RefSeq and is a predicted model, not a curated record.
AUGGAGUCCCUUGCUGCUGUGGAAACGAAUACCCUAUCUCAGCAAGUACUGGAAUACGCAUUAAAUACUGAUGGGCUAGAUACCUCAGACACCACAGGCGUAAGCUAUCUGCAAUAUAGAGCAGACACCGACGCGGUGGCUUCAUGGCUUGCAACAACAGCAAGAAAAUGCGGCUUUCCAGUCGACCUGCUGACCUUAAGUCCGAAAUGCCAGACUCACCAGCAGCAGUCCUCACAACGGUUGAAGGGCAAAACACGAAAGCAAGCCCGUGCAACUGCCGAUGAUACUGGCGUAACACUCUCGACCCCUGGAGCCUUCAAGCUGCCGACGUUCACCAUUGCGGCUAAAGAAUUUGUCAGCCUAGCAGCAUAUGUUGCUGCUGCAACCAGAUAG